UUGCUUGCACAUUAUCAGUUAUAAUUAUCUCGCCGAAAGAGAUUUGAAACCGAUCGCAUUCAUGUUACCUCUUCAAUAUUGAAGUCGGUUAAAUGUUUUGUCUAUUGACAGAAACGGCUAUUCAACUUCAUUCAAAAUGAUACCCUCGAAAAUAAAUUCUAUAGUCGCACUCUUACUUUCCGUGUAUUACAUCUGUUCGGUGAGUUCGAUCGAACUGACAUUUGAACUCCAGGACAAGGCGAAGGAUUGUUACUAUGAAAAUAUUGAGAAAAAUACGUCGACCACGUUGGAAUAUCAAGUAGUUACUGGUGGUCAAUAUGAUGUUGAUGUUAUUAUUGAGUCUCCAACCAAAGAGAUUUUGUAUAGACAAGUUAAAUCACAAUUUGACAGCCACACAUUUCUAGCACCAGUAAGUGGUCCAUAUGCAAUAUGUUUUAGUAACGAGUUUUCGACAUUUUCACACAAGCUUGUGUAUAUGGAUUUACAAGUUGGCGAAGAAGUUCCUCUUCCUGGCAUCGGAGAGCAAGUGACUGUUAUGACUCAGAUGGAAGCGACAUCGCAAGAUAUUCAUACAUAUUUAAACCAAAUUAUUGAUUACCAAACUCAUCAUAGAUUGAAAGAAGCACAGAGUCGUAAACGUGCUGAAGAUCUCAAUCAUCAUGUGGCUUUAUGGUCAGCUACUGAAACUGUUGCUAUAUUACUCGUUGCCAUUGGGCAAGUAUUUAUGUUAAAAAGAUUUUUUUCAGAAAAAACACCAACACAAAUGCAAUGCAAGUCAAUGUAUUAAAACUAUUAGGUUGAGAGUUAAUGUGUAUAAUAAUUACCAAUUUAAAAUGAUAUUGUCUGAUUUCUCUAUGUGUUCUAUUAAACUGUAUUUACAAGAGAUUAACAAUUGAAAUAUAAAAUGUUUGUUUUAACUUA
Sipha flava (yellow sugarcane aphid) is the source of this 921-nucleotide messenger RNA. It is a transcript of the gene p24-1, whose product is annotated as transmembrane emp24 domain-containing protein 7. The coding region runs from base 137 to 787 and encodes 216 amino acids. Gene Ontology annotation, cellular component: Golgi apparatus; COPII-coated ER to Golgi transport vesicle; endoplasmic reticulum. The transcript is spliced from 3 exons. The record is from RefSeq and is a predicted model, not a curated record. NCBI's taxonomy places the organism in Eukaryota, Metazoa, Arthropoda, Insecta, Hemiptera, Aphididae. Gene Ontology annotation, biological process: intracellular protein transport; Golgi organization; endoplasmic reticulum to Golgi vesicle-mediated transport.